Messenger RNA from Schizosaccharomyces osmophilus, 1623 nucleotides. RefSeq names its product spermidine family transmembrane transporter. Gene Ontology annotation, molecular function: transmembrane transporter activity. Gene Ontology annotation, biological process: transmembrane transport. NCBI's taxonomy places the organism in Eukaryota, Fungi, Ascomycota, Schizosaccharomycetes, Schizosaccharomycetales, Schizosaccharomycetaceae. The coding region runs from base 1 to 1623 and encodes 540 amino acids. The record is from RefSeq and is a predicted model, not a curated record. The transcript has a single exon.
AUGUCAAGUCAAAAUACCCAAUCUUCUGAAAAUCCACUGAGUGUCGACCUCGAAAAACAAAGCACCCAUCGUUCCCUUGAAGAUGGAGAAGCUGACCUGGAAAAACAAAAUACCCGACAUACCUAUACUAAUAAGCAAGUUGGUUCAGAACUUGAUUUCAAAGAUUAUCUUCGGCAAUUCCCCGUCGUUAACAAUCCUGAAGAUUUUAUUGUCACCCUGAACGGUCCGAACGACCCUGACUUGGCUCUAAAUUGGAGCUUAAAAAUAAAGCUGCAAAAUGUUGCUGUCAUGGGAUGUGCUUGUCUCUGGGUCAGUUUUGGUUCUUCUUCCUUUUCCGGUGCCGUUCCUGCGGUAAUGACGAAUUACCACGUUGGUAGAACUGUUGCCAUUCUUGGUAUCAGUCUAUACGUGAUGGGUUUUGCUUCAGGACCUCUUGUAUGGGCUCCAAUGAGUGAAGCUUUUGGUCGUCGUAGGCCUAUGAUCAUUGCUGUCUUUAUUUUUAGCAUUUUUCAAAUUGCUGUUGCUACGGCUAAGGAUAUACAAACCGUUAUGAUUUGUCGUUUCUUUUGCGGUUUCUUUGGUAGUUCUCCCGUUACCACAGUUGCGGGCUCAUUUUCCGAUAUGUUUAGUGCCCGGACAAGGGGUUUGGUUAUUGCAACAUAUGCUGCAAUUAUCUUUAAUGGUCCUUUGGUGAGUCCUAUUGUCGGUGGUUUUAUCGGCAAAUCGUAUUUAGGAUGGCGAUGGAUUUCGUAUAUUACAGCAAUUAUGGGAUUUUUUUCGUUAAUAUGCAUGCUUAUUUUCCAUCGUGAGACGUAUACGAAAACAAUUACUGAGGAUCGAGCAAAGUUGGUUCGAAAUUUAACUGGCAAUCACUGUUUGCACUCCAAAUCCGAAGAAGAGCCCUUGGUUCUUUCGUACUUUGUUCACAAGUACUUGACCCUUCCCCUUCGUUUGCUAUUGCUCGAACCCAUUUUGUUACUUGUGUCCACAUACACUGCUUUCGUGUAUGGUAUUUUGUAUGGUCUUUUGGAAGCGUACCCAGUAAUUUUUGGUGAAGCCAGAGGAUGGAGUGAAGGUGUCAUGUCUUUACCUUAUCUUGCCAUCUUAAUUGGCGUAUGCAUAGGUUCCAUCAGUGUUGCCUUCUUCCAACCAUAUUACUUUCGACAAAUGGAAAAGAAUGAAGGCAGGCCGGCCCCCGAAGCGCGACUUCCUGCCAUGAUGCUGGGAUGUAUCGUGUUUCCAAUUGGCAUUUUUUGGUUAGCAUGGACUGGUAAUUAUCCAAAUAUUCAUUGGAUUGUCCCAACUAUAUCCGGCAGUUUUGUGGGUUUUGGUAUCAUUACAAUCUUCCAACAAAGUAUAAACUACAUUGUCGAUUGUUAUAUGGAUAUUUCUGCAUCUGCUAUUGCAGCGAAUACGCUGUUUCGAAGUUCGUUUGGUGCUGCCUUCCCUUUGUUUACUACUCAAAUGUUUAAUAAUUUAGGAAUAGGAUGGGCUGGUUCCCUAAUAGGUUUUGUUGCUGUCGCUCUUAUCCCAUUCCCUUUUUUCCUUUUCAUUUACGGCUCCAGGAUUCGUUCCAAGAGUAAGCUGUGUUUGAAAGAUUUACCCUUAAAAGAGUUACCCUAA